Amoebophrya sp. A25 is the source of this 650-nucleotide messenger RNA. The record is from the annotation of a GenBank genome assembly. Lineage: Eukaryota; Dinophyceae; Syndiniales; Amoebophryaceae.
UGUUACUCGAGGAGAUUGUGGACUUGACGGCUUUUGACCUACCUUUUGCUUCCGCGUUGUCGAUCGCUUUUUUCUUCGGCAUUAGGAGAAACACUUUGUUGUCAAUAACAAGGUUUGGUGGCAGGUGUGACGAAGAGUCGGCGUCUAGCGACGACCUUUCCGACGAGGACGACUCCGACGGAGCAGUGUGCGAUCCAGCUGAUCCAUCAUCCAUUUUUGACGACUCGGUCAAUCAAUACAUCCCCUUCUCUGGGGACUUCGCCUACAACGCUAGGAGCAAGGUGUUUCUGCUGGAUCUAAACAAGUACACGUUGAAGAGUAAUUUCCAGAAGCGCAUCUACGUGAGAUGCCUAUGCGAUGCCGAAUGUCCCGCGCUGCGGAACCUCUGCGUUCACAGAACGGUUCCGUUGCUUCGCGAUGACCGCCGCUGGAAACGCGAAUACAUCGACAAUCUGCAGCAGCACUUCAACCUCAGGAAGACGCACAUGACGCGGGUUGGCUGUCUACAGCACUUAAUGGGUUGCGACAUAUCCGACGCAAGAGUCGCGUCACACUUACGCUGGCAGAAGGAGCAGGUGAUAGUGUAUUAUAAUAGGGGUAACGAGUACAAGGAGUGCAGAUACAAGGGCGUUUCGUUUGUCCCAAUCUAG